Molecule: messenger RNA, 1932 nt
Organism: Corvus hawaiiensis (hawaiian crow)
Lineage: Eukaryota; Metazoa; Chordata; Aves; Passeriformes; Corvidae
Gene: HNRNPAB
Product: heterogeneous nuclear ribonucleoprotein A/B
Exons: 9
Coding region: 180-1220 (346 amino acids)
Biological process (GO): regulation of gene expression
Cellular component (GO): nucleoplasm
Molecular function (GO): RNA binding
Source: RefSeq, a predicted model, not a curated record
UACGUGUCUGAGGGGGAGGAGGCGGUGGCGGCGGGGCCGGUGCGGAGCAGCCGCGGGGAGCGGGAUCGGCUCCAGCACCAGUGCCGGGGCGGUUUUAAUUAGACUUCGGUCGGCCCGGGUUUUAUCGGGAGCGGAUUUUAAAGCGCCUUUCGUCCCUCUCCCUCUGCGGACGGGGCACCAUGUCGGAAGCGGAGCAGCAGCUGGCGGCUGGCGCCACCCAGAACGGGCACGAAGCGGCCGAGAGCGCCGGGGAGCAGCAGGCCGAGACCGGAGGGGCUCCGGCGGCGGCGGCGGGAGCUGCAGGAGCGGCGGGAGCGGCGGCGGCGGCUGGAGCCGGCCCAGCGGCGGGAACAGCGGGCACGGCCGCCAGCCAGAAUGGGGCCGAGGGCGACCAGAUCAACGCCAGCAAGAACGAGGAGGACGCGGGGAAGAUGUUUGUUGGUGGCCUCAGUUGGGAUACAAGCAAAAAAGACUUAAAAGAUUACUUCACCAAAUUUGGUGAAGUAACUGACUGUACGAUAAAGAUGGACCCUAACACAGGAAGAUCCAGAGGCUUUGGAUUUAUUCUCUUCAAAGAGCCUGGGAGUGUUGAAAAGGUUCUGGAACAGAAAGAACACAGACUAGAUGGACGACUAAUUGAUCCCAAGAAGGCCAUGGCAAUGAAAAAGGAUCCAGUGAAGAAAAUAUUUGUUGGUGGACUAAACCCAGAAGCCACAGAAGAGAAAAUCAGGGAAUACUUUGGAGAGUUUGGAGAGAUUGAAGCAAUUGAACUGCCAAUGGAUCCAAAGACCAACAAAAGGAGGGGGUUUGUGUUCAUCACUUUCAAGGAAGAGGAUCCAGUGAAGAAGGUUUUGGAGAAGAAAUUCCAUAACGUCAGUGGAAGCAAGUGUGAGAUUAAGGUAGCACAGCCAAAAGAAGUGUACCAGCAGCAACAGUUCAGUAGUGGCGGAGGAAGAGGUAGCUAUGGAGGAAGAGGCAGAGGUGGAAGAGGCGGUGCUCAAAGUCAAAAUUGGAAUCAAGGUUAUGGCAAUUACUGGAACCAGGGUUAUGGGAAUCAAGGAUACGGCUAUCAGCAAGGUUAUGGUGGCUAUGGAGGCUAUGAUUAUUCAGGAUAUGGGUAUUAUGGAUAUGGACCAGGCUAUGAUUACAGUCAAGGCAGUGCAAAUUAUGGGAAGACACCAAGACGUGGUGGUCAUCAGAAUAACUACAAGCCAUAUUGAUCAAACUUAUUCAGGCCUGGCAGUGGUCACAGUUGAUGCCUACAAGCACUGGAUAUUCCACAAGUUGAAGACGGAAUACUGACUUGUUUACCUGAAGAUAAUAGGACUUCGGGGUAUUUCCUCAGAGAAAAUAUAAAUUUUAAUAUAAUUUCAUAAGCUUUGGAGGUUAGCUUGUCUUGUAGCUUCAGUGAUACCAAACUUCUUCAAGUAGGAGCUAGAUAGAAAGCUGUUUAGUUUUUGCCAGCGUAUGUAAAACAAGACUUUUCUAUCUGCAUUGUAGAUUGUUUGUGGACACUUCCAGAUUCUUGUGCUUUCUGCAGUCAUUCUGGGGACUGAACUCUCAUUGAUACUGAAAGAAGUUCCAUGAACACGACAUGUGCAGGAAUUUGAGUGUAGAAGCCCACAGCGUGGUUUGGAAUAGUGAACUGCUUUUAGUUUGGAGAUGACUGGGGGAGAUGGGAAGAACAACUGUACAUUAAGGGAACAAUUACAGAUCUUCCUGGUGACAUCAAUGAGAGAUUUGCCUUCAAACUUUCACAGAAAAUUUUUUAGCUUUAAUUUGGGAUAUUAAAGGGGUUUUUCAAAAGCACUAAAGGCCAGUGGAAGCUUGUUAGCUGCUCCUUAUGCCUUUAAAAACCCCUACACCAAAACUGAUAGCUGAGAACAUGAAAUGGAAGUAAAUAAAAUGCAUUUUCAUUGCUGUUUUGAGUUA